UGGAGACAGCAAUCCCGAGGCGAAGGGUCCUCUUCUUGCUUCCUUCUUAUUCACACCCCAACCCCCCAAACUCUUCAUUGCCUAAUCUCCUCUCUUUCUUCUCUCUCUCUAGAUUUUGUUCAUGUAUGAUCUUGUCUUAAAAUUCUGACUCUCCCCAACUAAACAAAACAAAACAAAACAAAACACAAUAUGGGUCUCACUUCUCUUCAAGUUUGCAUGGAUUCUGACUGGCUCCAGGAAGCUGAGUCAUCAGGAGGAAGCAUGUUAGACUCUACAUCGACUUCUCCAUCAGCAGCCGACAUACUAGCUGCUUGCAGCACUAGACCACAAGCCUCGGCCAUGGCUGUAGCCGCGGCUGCUCUGAUGGACGGUGGAAGGAGGCUGCGUCCACCUCACGACCAUCCUCAGAAGUGCCCUCGUUGCGAGUCAACACAUACUAAGUUCUGUUACUACAAUAACUAUAGUCUCUCUCAGCCUCGUUACUUCUGCAAGACUUGUCGCCGUUACUGGACCAAAGGCGGCACUCUAAGGAAUAUUCCGGUCGGUGGUGGCUGCCGGAAAAACAAGAAACCCUCUUCAUCUAAUUCUUCAUCCUCCACGUCUUCCGGAAAAAAGCCAUCCCACAUUGUUACCACUAAUACCAGUGACCUUAUGGCUUUAGCACAUUCUCAUCAGAACUACCAGAAUGACUCUCUCGGGUUUUCACAUUUUGGUGCGAAUGGGAUGAUCGGGUCUUCCACAGCUCUCGGCCAUAGUAACGUUGGUUUCUUGGAGAGCAAGUAUGGCGUUUUGCUUUCACCGAUCCCUAGACCUAUUGAGUUUUUGGACAGUAACUUUGAUCUCAUGGGAGUGAACAAUGACAAUCUAGUCAUGGUUGAUCCUGGAAGUAACGGUGAUCAUCAUCAACAUCACAUGGGUCUAAAUCACGGAUUAGGUCUUAACAACAACAACAACAAUGAUGGGUUUCACGGGUUUUGUCCGGCAAGCAACGGAAAUGGUGGUGGUGGUCUCAUGGAUAUCUCUACAUCCCAAAGACUUAUGCUAUCUAAUUAUGACCAUCAUCAUUAUAAUCAUCAUGAAGAUAAUCAAAGGGUAACAUCAAUAAUGGAUUUGAAGCCAAGUCCAAAGCUGUUAUCGCUUGAUUGGCAACAAUGUCAAGGCAACUCCAAUGGUAGCGGAGGAAAAUCUGACGGUGGUGGAUACGUAGGUGGCAGCUAUAUUAGCGGCUUAGGUUCGUCGUGGAAUGGUUUGAUGAGUGGCUAUGGUUCGUCCACUAAAACAAACUACUUGGUUUAAUAAACUAAUAUCUAACCUUUUUUCUUGUCGUUAUCAAAGUAGAGAAGGGGUUGCUUUGAUUAGUAAUUUUCAGAUAUAUUUUUCGUUUUGUGUGUGGUAUUGUGAUGCCUUCUUUUCUGUUUGCUAUUUUAUCCUGAUGCUAUUUUCUGUAUUUUCUGUUUGUUAAUCAAAUCAGGAUCUUCAUCCCAUAAUUAAUCAA
Messenger RNA from Brassica rapa (field mustard), 1495 nucleotides. Its product is annotated as dof zinc finger protein DOF5.6. Gene Ontology annotation, molecular function: DNA-binding transcription factor activity; DNA binding. Gene Ontology annotation, biological process: regulation of DNA-templated transcription. Lineage: Eukaryota; Viridiplantae; Streptophyta; Magnoliopsida; Brassicales; Brassicaceae. The record is from RefSeq and is a predicted model, not a curated record.